CUUUCGCUCACUUUCCCCUCACUGUUGUCAGCUUCUCAAUUCCAAGAGUCAAAGCUCCGCCAGCAAUGGCCGUGGCUAGCGCCACCGAGCCGGGAAAUCGAGGCGGGAAUGGAGAAGAAUCCGAACUGGAGCUACUGUCCGCAGCCUAACACUUAGCUCUGAUGCUCGACCGAGCGAAGCCCUCUCCCGCCAUGAGAGACCCGAAGCUCAAGACAGCAAGAGCCCACAAGCCGCGCCAGUGCCGCCUCCUCGACAGGCUCAGGAAGCGCUACUUCUACAGGUGGCGGUGGCUCCUCUGGCUGGCCCUCUCCGCCUACCUCUUCCUCCCGGCGCUCCCGCCGUCCCUCCGCGGCCCCAGCUCCGAGCCCCGCCCCGGCGUCCGGAUCUACGCCUACAACCUGCCGCCGCGCUUCAACCAGGCCUGGGCGGCCGCCGACGCGCGGUGCGCGCGCCACCUCUUCGCCGCCGAGGUGGCCGUGCACGAGGCGCUGCUGCUGCGGCAGCGGCGCGCGGGCCUGCGCCUCGAGGAGGCCGACCUCUUCUUCGUGCCCGUCUACGUCUGCUGCAACUUCUCCACGCCCACGGGCCUCCCGUCGCUGGCGCACGCGCGUGGGCUGCUCGCCGACGCCGUCGGCCUCGUCCGCGCCGAGAUGCCCUUCUGGAACCGCUCCGCCGGGGCCGACCACGUCUUCGUCGCGUCGCACGACUUCGGCGCCUGCUUCCAUCCCAUGGAGGAUGUGGCAAUCGCGGCUGGUAUCCCGGAGUUCUUGAAGAGGUCGAUCCUGCUGCAGACAUUUGGCGUGCAGGGCCGGCACCCUUGCCAGGACGUGGAGCAUGUGGUGCUCCCGCCAUACGUGCCGCCUGAGGUGGCUCCUCGGGAGCUGCCGGAACCGGAGAAGGCACAUCGGGACAUCUUUGCCUUCUUCCGAGGCAAGAUGGAGGUCCAUCCCAAGAACAUCAGUGGCCACUUCUACAGCAGGAAGGUGAGGACUGAACUACUGCAGCUGUAUGGCCGCAACCGGAAGUUCCAUCUGAAGCGGAAACGGUACGACGGCUACCGGUUGGAGAUGGCACGCUCCUUGUUCUGCCUCUGCCCGCUGGGGUGGGCGCCAUGGAGCCCUCGUCUCGUGGAGUCGGUCCUCCUGGGCUGCAUCCCCGUCAUCAUCGCCGACAACAUACGCCUGCCGUUCCUCGGCGUCCUCCGGUGGCCGGACAUCUCGCUGCAGGUGGCGGAGAGGGACGUGGCCGGCCUAGAGGCAGUGCUUGACCACGUCGCCGAGACCAACCUGACGACGAUACAGAGGAACCUGUGGGACCCCAUGAAGCGGAAGGCGCUGGUUUUUAACCGCCCGAUGGAGGAGGGAGACGCCACCUGGCAGGUGCUCAAGGAGCUUGAGGCGAAGCUGGAGCCGUUGCGACAGCAGGGGCGGAGGAGGUGAGGCAACCGUGUUCGGAGAGUGGUACCGUCGCCAUCCCUCAGUGAUCCAUACCUAGCACUGACAGUUCCUACCGGCGCUCCCUCGAAGCCGUGCUGAAAGUGAAGGGCGGUACCGAAUCCGAGGACAAAGAUCUAAGCCUUCUGUGUGAACGCUGCUACAACAGCAAGCUCGUUUGCGUUUCAUCUGAGCGGAGUGAUUCCUCAAGCUCAGGUUAAACAAGUGAAUCAUCGGUUGCAAGCACGAGAGCAAGCGAUCGAACAGGAGGAGAGAGAACCACAAUAAUCGGAUGUCGAAGCCAGUUUUCCUGGUUGAGAUUCGCAUUUGGAAUAAAAGGUCACUAGAGCUCAGGCUGUUGAAAUUGGUCCCAGGUAGGGGAAGAUAUCAGUGGCAGUGGAAUUCGUACGUGCGCAGGGAAGAGGUGACAUACAGCAUAGUCGUCUCCUCCAUCGAGGCGACGGUCACCGCCCUAUGGGUCAUGGACUGAUCAUGGCUGAACGGAUUCCAAUGCCGGUUCACUGUCUACAGCGCCAGCAUGGGUCAGGAGGAAGUCUUGUUGCCGCCGAUGGCGCGAUUCAAGCUCUCACGCCGUGUUGUUUCUGUUGAAAGUUCCGAGCAGCUGGUGGUUUCCGUGGUGGCGUGGCGCGGUGGCGACCGGGUUGCGACGAGGAGGGUGUUCUUGACGCCUGAGGAUGCCGGUAGGAGAUAUGGUGAGCUUGACCCGGGCUUCUAGAUGAAGUCACCGUCGCUUGGUCGCUGUUCCUCCCUUGUUUCCUGAGAAAAGAUCUUCCUGCAGACGAGGUGCCUGGCGAGGCUGGUGCCAGCACUGGAUAGUAGCAGGAGCUAGUGGCAUUAUGGCAAGUUGCUUCUGAAAUGGCGGUGUUCGGGAGCUCACUGUUUAUAGUUAACAUAAUUCCCUUUCUGGUAGUCGAAUUUGUCCAUGAAGUGGUUUCAUUUCGAGCAACCUGAUAAUAUAAUUUGUUCUCUUA
Molecule: messenger RNA, 2425 nt
Organism: Triticum dicoccoides
Lineage: Eukaryota; Viridiplantae; Streptophyta; Magnoliopsida; Poales; Poaceae
Product: probable glucuronosyltransferase Os03g0107900
Exons: 4
Coding region: 162-1439 (425 amino acids)
Biological process (GO): glucuronoxylan biosynthetic process
Molecular function (GO): glycosyltransferase activity
Source: RefSeq, a predicted model, not a curated record